Molecule: messenger RNA, 1591 nt
Organism: Hemicordylus capensis (graceful crag lizard)
Lineage: Eukaryota; Metazoa; Chordata; Lepidosauria; Squamata; Cordylidae
Gene: EIF3E
Product: eukaryotic translation initiation factor 3 subunit E
Exons: 14
Coding region: 69-1457 (462 amino acids)
Biological process (GO): translational initiation
Cellular component (GO): nucleus; cytoplasm; eukaryotic translation initiation factor 3 complex
Molecular function (GO): translation initiation factor activity
Source: RefSeq, a predicted model, not a curated record
AAGCGGUCUCCGCAGGACGCUUGUUUGCGUCGCCUCCCCCCUGCUUUCCUUUCCUCCUCGCGUCCAAGAUGGCGGAGUACGACCUGACUACUCGCAUCGCGCACUUCUUGGACCGGCACUUGGUCUUCCCGCUCCUCGAGUUCCUUUCCGUCAAAGAGAUAUACAAUGAAAAGGAACUACUUCAGGGAAAACUGGAUCUCCUUAGUGACACCAAUAUGGUGGACUUUGCUAUGGAUGUCUACAAAAACCUUUAUUCUGAUGAUAUUCCACAUGAUUUCCCUGAAACUGGGGAUAGUUCAUCCAUAUUGGAGUACUUCUUAUCAGCUUUGCGUGAAAAGAGAACCACUGUUGUAGCACAGCUGAAACAACUUCAGGCAGAAACUGAACCAAUUGUCAAGAUGUUUGAAGACCCAGAAACAACACGGCAAAUGCAGUCUACCAGGGAUGGACGGAUGCUCUUUGACUACUUAGCGGACAAACAUGGUUUUAGGCAAGAGUAUCUAGAUACACUCUACAGAUAUGCAAAAUUCCAGUAUGAAUGCGGCAACUAUUCUGGAGCAGCAGAAUACUUAUACUUCUUUAGAGUGUUGGUUCCGUCAACAGAUAGAAAUGCUUUGAAUUCACUCUGGGGAAAGCUGGCAUCUGAAAUUCUGAUGCAGAACUGGGAUGCUGCCAUGGAGGACCUUACAAGAUUGAAAGAGACAAUUGAUAAUAAUUCUGUCAGCUCUCCUCUCCAGUCUCUUCAGCAGAGGACAUGGCUCAUUCAUUGGUCUCUCUUCGUUUUCUUCAACCAUCCCAAAGGCAGAGAUAACAUCAUUGAUCUCUUCCUCUAUCAGCCCCAGUAUCUUAAUGCAAUUCAGACCAUGUGUCCACACAUUCUUCGGUAUCUCACAACAGCAGUGAUAACAAACAAAGAUGCUAGAAAACGUAGGCAAGUGUUGAAAGACUUAGUCAAGGUUAUUCAACAGGAAUCUUAUACCUACAAGGACCCAAUAACAGAGUUCGUAGAAUGCUUGUAUGUGAACUUUGACUUUGAUGGAGCACAGAAAAAGCUUAGAGAAUGUGAAUCGGUUCUUGUGAAUGACUUCUUCUUGGUGGCAUGUCUCGAAGACUUCAUUGAGAACGCUCGCCUCUUUAUAUUUGAGACCUUCUGCCGCAUCCACCAGUGCAUCAGCAUCAAUAUGUUGGCAGAUAAGUUAAAUAUGACCCCUGAAGAAGCUGAACGAUGGAUUGUGAAUUUAAUUCGGAAUGCGAGGCUGGAUGCCAAAAUAGAUUCAAAAUUGGGCCAUGUCGUUAUGGGGAACAAUGCAGUGUCACCAUAUCAACAAGUAAUUGAAAAAACUAAAAGCUUGUCUUUCCGGAGUCAGAUGUUGGCUAUGAAUAUUGAGAAGAAACUGAACCAGAGCAGUAGGACUGAGGCACCUAACUGGGCUGCUCAAGACUCUGGCUUCUACUGAAACACUUCUGGGGAAGAUAGACAACUCCAUUUGAUAAGAGCAUACUUUAAUUAUGUACUGUUUUGAAGAGGUGGUUAAUUAUGUGUGCUUUGCAGCACAUGAUGAUUUCAAUAAAAUUGGCUACUUUUAUUUGA